AUCUUACUGAAGAAGCAAAUUGCCAAUCCUGUUCCGGUGGAAGAAAACAAGGUUUUCCCAAUGGAUUCUUUAGCAAAAUCAAUCAACCAAUUUGCCCUUGAAUUUAGCAAGAAGCUAGCUGAAUCUGCUGAGGGUAAAAAUAUUUUCUUUUCUCCCUGGGGCAUCUCAACCUCAUUGGCCAUGGUGUACUUGGGCGCCAAAGGGACCACUGCAGCCCAAAUGGCCCAGGUGCUUCAGUUUAACAGAGACCAGGACAUCAAAAGUUUUCAUGAAAGUGAAAAGAAAAUGAAAAUGGAAUUCAACUUGGUAAAGGUUGAAGAAAUCCACUCUAAUUUCCAGACACUUAUCUCAGAAAUCAACAAUUGCAGCAAUGCCUACAUACUUAAAACAGCCAACAGGGUCUAUGCGGAGAAAACUCAUCCAUUUCUCAUUAAAUAUUUAGAAGACAUGAAAACAUACUUUGGUGCAGAGCCACAGUCUGUUAACUUUUUGGAAGCUUCUGGACGAGUCAGAAAGGAGAUCAACUCUUGGGUCGAAAGCCAGACUGAGGGAAAAAUCCUGAAUCUCCUACCUGAUGACUCUGUGGAUCCUACAACCAAAAUGGUUCUAGUGAACGCCCUUUACUUUAAAGGAAUCUGGGAACAGCAAUUCUUAGUCCAAGACACCACAGAAAAGCCUUUCAGAAUAAACAAGACUACAAGCAAACCAGUGCAAAUGAUGUCAAUGAAACAAAAACUUCAAGUUUUUCACGUAGAAAACCCACAAGUCAUAGGCCUUCAACUCUAUUAUGAGAACCGCGACCUCAGCCUGCUCAUACUACUGCCAGAAGAUGUUGGCGGGCUGGCUCAGCUGGAAAAGGCCAUCACCUAUGAGAAGCUGAGUGAGUGGACCAGUGCAGACAUGAUGGAGUUGUAUGACGUGCAGCUGCAUCUUCCCAAGUUCAAACUGGAAGAGUCUUAUGAUCUCAAGUCAACCCUGAGCAACAUGGGGAUGAGUGAUGCUUUUAACCCGAGCAAAGCUGAUUUCUCAGGAAUGUCUAUGGACAGAAACCUAUUUCUGUCCCAGGUUUUCCACAAGUCUUUUGUGGAAAUAAAUGAACAGGGUACAGAGGCUGCAGCUGGCACUGCGAGUGAGAUGGUUUUGCGAAUUAGACUCCCCUCCAUUGAAUUCAAUGCAGACCACCCAUUCCUUUUCUUCAUCAGACACAACAAAACCAAUAGCAUUCUCUUUUAUGGGAGAUUCUGCUCCCCAUAAACCCUACAUCUCUCUCCUCAAACAAGAGCAUCCUACAGUGUGAAAAAUACACCAUAACGUGGAAAAAUACAGUUAUAAUAAAAAUCAAUUUGUAGCCUGGAUAUUUUUCACAUAUGAAUAUUAGCAAAAAUAUUUUGAAAUAAUGCAUUCUAGUGAUCCUAUCAUAUCUGUAUAGCUGGUGAGAAUGGCAAAUUUUAUUCUUACCACUUAACAUUUUAUCUUAAUGUGACUUUUAUCUAUAUUUCAGAAAUUCUUUAUUCAAUUGAAUGCCUUACAAUUCUUCAACUAUCUUGUCACUGCAUUUUCAUUGUCACUUAUAUUUCACAUGCAUCAUUUAAUGAAGAAAAAUCUUUAUAAAGGCAAUAUAUUGAUAAACAAGAAUUUUCUCAAGAAUAUUAUUUUGAUGGCUCAAAAAUUGCCACUGUAAAAUUAAACUCCCCUUUUCUGCUGACUAUUCAAAAAUACUUAUGUUGACCUUAAUGGAAAAACUAGUGAAAUCCAAAUGAAAUCUGUAGCUUAGUUAAUAGCAAUGAACGAAUGUUGGCAUCAUGGUUUUAAAAAAUGUACCAUAGGAAUGUUAGAUGUCAGUAUUAGGGGAAACUGUGUUAAGAGUAUGUGAGAAUUCCCUGUAUUAGCUUUGCUGCUUUUCUGUGAAUCUAAAAUUAUUCCAAAAUAAAAACUUUGUUAAAAAUAAUUAUCAUGUGUAAAAGUUGUCAUACUAACAUCCUUGAUUUUAAAAAUCUUAUAAACUAGAAGAGUAAAUCUGAUUUAUAUAAAUAUGUAUUGUUAGUUAUAAGAAGAUAUUCUUAGAAAUACUGUAUUUCCAUAAAAUUAGCUGUGUCUUUUUAAUUUCUUUUACAAAUGCUAAUAGACAACUACUUAUCGGUAGCCUCAUCAGCUGUUAUUCUAAUUUCAGAGAUUAACUGUAUCAUUCAAAGAUGCCUUUUCUAUAUUCAUCAAUAAAGUGAAAGACCU
This is a messenger RNA of Equus caballus (horse), 2229 nucleotides long. RefSeq names its product serpin family B member 10 (gene SERPINB10). Lineage: Eukaryota; Metazoa; Chordata; Mammalia; Perissodactyla; Equidae. The record is from RefSeq and is marked provisional. Gene Ontology annotation, molecular function: serine-type endopeptidase inhibitor activity.